Helianthus annuus (common sunflower) is the source of this 684-nucleotide messenger RNA. RefSeq names its product histone H2B-like. NCBI's taxonomy places the organism in Eukaryota, Viridiplantae, Streptophyta, Magnoliopsida, Asterales, Asteraceae. The coding region runs from base 71 to 496 and encodes 141 amino acids. Gene Ontology annotation, biological process: nucleosome assembly. Gene Ontology annotation, cellular component: nucleosome. The record is from RefSeq and is a predicted model, not a curated record. The transcript has a single exon. Gene Ontology annotation, molecular function: protein heterodimerization activity; DNA binding; structural constituent of chromatin.
CUCUUUCAAUCACACACACUUCCCCCACAUUACAUUACAAACCCUAGAAUUUCAAUUUCCCUCAAAAUCAAUGGCACCAAAGGCAGACAAGAAGCCCGCCGAGAAGAAGCCGGCAGAAGAGAAAGCACCGGCGGAGAAGAAGCCAAAGGCCGGGAAGAAACUGCCGAAAGAAGCCGGAGCCGCCUCUGCAGAUAAGAAGAAGAAGAGAACGAAGAAGAGCGUGGAGACGUACAAGAUCUACAUCUUCAAGGUGUUGAAGCAGGUGCACCCUGACAUCGGAAUCUCCAGCAAAGCCAUGGGAAUCAUGAACAGUUUCAUCAACGAUAUCUUCGAGAAACUCGCUCAGGAGAGUUCCAGACUCGCACGUUACAACAAGAAGCCCACCAUCACGUCUCGGGAGAUCCAGACUGCUGUGAGGCUUGUUCUUCCAGGUGAAUUGGCCAAACAUGCUGUUUCUGAAGGCACAAAGGCGGUUACGAAAUUUACUAGCUCUUAGGAUUUCAAAAUGUUAGAUGUUUUAUGACUCAAUAGUUUUAAUCUAUAUUUGAUUGAAUCUGUUUGUCCAGAUUGCAAAGUUUAUGAAAUAUGUUUGUUAUGCAAUAUAAUCUGCCAGUGAUACAUAGUUUGUAACCAUUGCUUCUGAUGGCCUUAUAUGUUAAGUCUUAAUCAUCAAAUUUAUAUUGU